AUGGGGAAGAAGAUUAUUGCUUUUGUAAUGCUUGUAAUGGUUUUAGGCAUGCAAGUGACAACAUUGGAUGCCCACCAAAUUGAUGACAUCAGUUGCUUUGAGGCUAUUAUUUCCUUAGUGUCAUGUGCACCGUUUUUGACAGGAGUAGGCCAACCAGCACCAUCUACUACAUGUUGCGAAGGAGCACAUAAUUUAUUUCAAAAGGCAGACACCACUCAGGUUCGACGUGAUAUUUGUCAAUGUCUCAAAGGUGCUUCAAUAAAAUUUGGAGUUAACUCUGACAAAGCAAAACAACUUCCACAACUUUGUAACAUUGGUCUCUCCUUUUCGUUUGAUCCUAGCAUUGACUGCAAUACGCGCUACACCGCUCCUGGAAAGAAGCAGGAUGUCAGAAUACUAUAG
Molecule: messenger RNA, 402 nt
Organism: Cicer arietinum (chickpea)
Lineage: Eukaryota; Viridiplantae; Streptophyta; Magnoliopsida; Fabales; Fabaceae
Product: non-specific lipid-transfer protein A-like
Biological process (GO): lipid transport
Molecular function (GO): lipid binding
Source: RefSeq, a predicted model, not a curated record